Molecule: messenger RNA, 1313 nt
Organism: Micropterus salmoides (largemouth bass)
Lineage: Eukaryota; Metazoa; Chordata; Actinopteri; Centrarchiformes; Centrarchidae
Product: HLA class II histocompatibility antigen, DP alpha 1 chain-like
Exons: 4
Coding region: 344-1138 (264 amino acids)
Biological process (GO): positive regulation of T cell activation; antigen processing and presentation of exogenous peptide antigen via MHC class II; peptide antigen assembly with MHC class II protein complex
Cellular component (GO): MHC class II protein complex; membrane
Molecular function (GO): MHC class II protein complex binding
Source: RefSeq, a predicted model, not a curated record
AUAUAUCCUCUGCUUCAAAAAAGCAUGUUUGAACUCCCAGAGGCAGAUAACCAUUCAACAAAACUGCUGAAACAGAAACUGAUCUCUCAGAUGGCCUCAUCCUGUACUUUUACUUGGACAAUGAUGCCUGCGCAAAAUCUUUAAAUAUGCACUCUGCCCAUUCUGAACCACUUUGGAGAAUCAGAACAAACAGGUUAGACCGCUAUGUUCCCGUCAACAUUUUCAUAACAAGGAAGCUAUCAAUAUACAUUGUCGACUGCUUCUGAUGAAGUGUGGAUAGAGCACAUGAUGAUUCAUAAAGGACCCGAUAUUUGACUUCCUCAAUUUAACACAAGAUGUGGUCAUGCAAUUGUGUUGCCUGGAACUGACUGGCGAAAGAUAUGAACAUAUUUGUUUGGACUGCAGCUCAGAAAUGAAGAAGUCUUCACUCGUGAUUCUGAUGUUCAACACCUUCUGUGCCUUUUCACAAAUUCCCCAUGAACUUGUCUAUCUUGUGGGCUGCUUUGACAAUGGCACAACGGAGGUACAGCUUGAAUUUGAUGCUGAGGAGAUUUUUCACGUGGAUUUUGAAAGACGUGAAGUUGUUUACACUGUACCCAGAUUUCUUGUGAAUAACCCAAGUGAAAUAUAUGAUGAUAGGCGUCUAUAUGGCAAUGCUUUGAAAGGCCAGCACGUGUGUCCAGUUGCUGUGGCAUUGGGCAAAUUGGAGGAAAACAAUCCACAGGAAGAAAAAGACCCUCCAGAGAGCAUCCUCUACCCCGCGGAAGAAGCUCAGCUGGGAGUUGAAAACAGCCUCACCUGCUUUGUGAAUCAUUUCUACCCACCUGACAUCAAAGUCAGCUGGACCAAAAAUGGUUGUCCGGUGUCGGAGGGGGUGUCACUCAGUCAGUACUAUCCCAAUAAUGAUCAAACCUUCCACCAGUUCUCUACCCUGACAUUCACACCAAGGGAGGGGGACAUUUACAGCUGCACUGUGGAGCACUCAGCCCUGGACAGGCCUAAAACCAGGCUCUGGGAACCUGACUUUAGGCAUCCCAGUCUUGGACCAGAUAUUUUCUGUGGAGUGGGCCUGACUCUGGGCUUGUUGGGAGUUGCAGCUGGAACUUUUUUAAUGGUUAAGGGACACAAUAGGCGUUAACUUCUCUGUUUUAGAGAGGUUAUACACAUGAUGAUGAUGGUGAUGAUGAUGUUGGUGAUGAUAAUGAUGCCAAAUGUGAAUCUUACACCAACAAUUAUAUUUGAGUCAAACAGAAAUUUGCACAGUUUAUCAUCUUCUAAACCAUGAUUUGGUUUCAAAGAAAGGUAUGAAUCAG